This is a messenger RNA of Nematostella vectensis (starlet sea anemone), 2438 nucleotides long. RefSeq names its product lysophosphatidic acid phosphatase type 6. The transcript has 10 exons. Gene Ontology annotation, biological process: dephosphorylation. Gene Ontology annotation, molecular function: phosphatase activity. Lineage: Eukaryota; Metazoa; Cnidaria; Anthozoa; Actiniaria; Edwardsiidae. The record is from RefSeq and is a predicted model, not a curated record. The coding region runs from base 49 to 1368 and encodes 439 amino acids.
CGCAAAUUAAAAACCGCUGUGCAUGACAACAGCAUAUUCAAAAAGAAAAUGGCCGCUCGCUGGAAGCUUGUGUGUAACAUCGGCGGGCUCACUCUAGGAACUUUAUGCACGGUGCAAGCUUUUCGAAAGAUACAAAGCAGUAGGUUUACAACUUUCGCAUCUGAAAAAUGUAGCUAUGAGCUUGUUCAUGCACAAAUUGCCUUCAGGCAUGGCGCGAGAACUCCGGUUUACAGGCUUCCAGAGAUGGUCGGACGGGGGAAAGGAAUUGAUGACGUUACUUGGGACAAGGAUGUGAUUAUGGGCGAUCUGCCGCAAACAAUGAUCGAGUUCCGGGUCCGAAAUAUAGACGGCGGAAAUCAGCCGGAGUAUUCACCUAAUAUCAAAAAAGUAAAAAAGUUAAAGGGGGGAUGUAUAUGUGGAGAGCUCACAAAGGUUGGACAACAACAGACUUUUGACCUUGGGAGAACACUUCAGAAGCGUUACGUUGACGACAUCAAGUUACUCAGCCCUGUCUUUACACCACAUGAGGUCUACAUACGUUCUACUAACGUACCACGCACUAUUAAGUCCGCAAAGUGUGUUGUCGCAGGCCUAUAUGGAAAGGAAAAUAUCCAGAGAGUGCUGCAUAUUAUAACCAGAGAUGAACGUGAGGACACAAUCUUGCCAAACAUGUCCUUCUGCCCAUUGCUCACUAGAUGGCUUCGUAAAAUUCAGGCAUCAUCAAUACAGAAGAUCAAUCUAGAAGGAUAUGCUAAAGACCACAGCACCAUUAGGAAUGAUCUUGGUAUUACAGCAAAGAACUUCUUUUUUGUGUGCUUCAGAGAUGUAAUGUCUGCAAGAGAGGCACAUGGUCUAUUUGUGGACCCCAUUCUGCAUGAGUACUGGGACAUGAUUGAUCAACAUGCUACUGAAGAGCUUGUUGUAGUACAGUGUGGGAAUCUUGGGAAACGUUUUGCAAGACAAGACAUCAUUAAGGCUAGUGUUGGCAAAUUCCUGGAUGAAAUCGUUACUAGGAUGAAUGACAAGAUAAAUGGCAUCAGUCCUGCUCAACACAAAAUGUGUCUUUAUUCUGUUCACGACACAUCCAUAUCUUGUCUUCUGACUGCACUGGGAGUUUUUGAUAACAAGUGGCCAGACUUUGCUUCUGAAGUGGCAUUUGAGCUCUACCGAAAUCAGGAUAACAAGUAUUUUGUCAAAGUUCUCUACCAAGGAAAGGCACAGCAUCUUCCAGGAAACAACACAGACUUAUGUCCUUUUGAAAAGUUCAAAGCCCUUCUCGCUCCACAAAUGACAAAUGACUGGCAAUCGCAGUGCAUUUAUGAAGAUAAAGAUAGUGAAACCAUUAUCAAAAUCGGUGGAGAUGUUUGAUAUUCUAACUAAAUGAAAAUUGGUGGAGAUCUUUGAUAAUCUAACUGAAUGGAAAUUGGUGGAGAUGUUUGAUAAUCUAACUGAAUGAAAAUUGGUGGAGAUCUUUGAUAAUCUAACUGAAUGAAAAGUGGUGGAGAUCUUUGAUAAUCUAACUGAAUGGAAAUUGCUGGAAAGCUUUGAUAACCUUAGUGAAUGAAAGUUGGUGGAGAUCUUUGAUAAUUUUACUGAAUUAAAAUUGAUGGAGGUCUUUGAUACUCUUACUAAAUUAAAAUUGAUCGAGGUCUUUGAUACUCUUACUGAAUUAAAAUUGGUGGAGACCUUUGAUAAUCUAACUAAAUGAAAAUUGGUACUGAGAUCUUUGAUAAUCUUACUGAUUUAAAAUUUAUGGAGGUCUUUGGUAAUCUUACUGAAUUAAAAUUGGUGGAGACUUUGAUCAUCUAACUGAAUUAACAUUGGUGGUGAUCUUUGAUAAUCUUACUGAAUGAAAGUUGGUGGAGAUCUUUGAUAAUCUUACUGAAUGAAAGUUGGUGGAGAUCUUUGAUAAUCUUACUGAAUGAAAGUUGCUGGAGAUCUUUGAUAAUCUCACUUAAUGAAAAUUGGUAAUGUUUGAUAAUCUAAUUGAAUGAAAACAUUGGUGGAGUUAUUUGAUGAUUAGGAGUACAUUAGGAGUAUAAUGGAAAUAUAUCUAUUUUAGGAAAGAAAUUGUAUGAAUUGGUAAUCUGUUAAUAUUUGAUGUAUUUUUUUUUGGAAAGCUAUAGAUGUAUUAAUAAUUUCUUAGUUUUUUUUUUUUUCUUUAGUGUGUCAUGGAGUUGUCUGUUUGUUUUGUAUUUUCUGUUAGUGUAGAGAAGAUCUUUUUGUAAAUAAUCAGACGAUUCUUAACAUUAUCCGAAUGUUUAAAAUAUUGUCCAAUUUCUAAUAUAUGAUGCUUUUUUCAAUAUUGUAUAUGAAAUUGUGCUGUUUUAAAUAGUUUUCUACUAUAACGUGGUCUUCGCAUUUGGUGGCGUUAAAAGUUAAAGAUUAUUCUUAUACAACUAUGUGGAUUUUACUAUGAUAAACAAACAACAAAUAGA